GGUCCCGCCUCCCUGUUUGCCGGCCGGGGGGCGGGGGGCGGGUGGUGCGAGGUUAAAAGGCUUCGAAUUGGUCCCUCUCCUGGGAUGGUUCCUCCUCUAUCUUUUGGUUUUUUCUCUUCUCCCGAACGGAUUAACCAAACAGUCAAGAUGGUUUCCCUCAAGCUCCAGAAGCGCCUCGCGGCCUCCGUCCUCGAGGUCGGCAAGCGCAAGGUCUGGCUCGACCCGUCUGAGAUCUCCACCAUCUCCGAGGCCAACUCUCGUGCCAAGGUCCGCGGCCUCAUCAAGUCCGGCCUGAUCACCAAGAACAACACCGUCGGUCAGUCUCGUGCCCGCACUCGCGCUCGCCUCGAUGCCAAGCGCCGUGGUCGCCACGCCGGUUUCGGUAAGCGCAAGGGUACCGCCAAGGCCCGCAUGCCCGAGAAGGUCAUCUGGAUGCGCCGCAUGCGUGUCCUCCGUCGCCUCCUCCACAAGUACCGUGAGGCCAAGAAGAUCGACAAGCACAUGCACCACGAUCUGUACAUGAAGGCCAAGGGUAACACCUUCCGUAACAAGCGUGUCCUCAUGGAGUACAUCUUCAAGGUCAAGGCCGAGCAGACCCGCAACCGCCUCAUCGCCGAGCAGGCCGAGGCUCGCCGUGUCAAGAACCGCGCCCUCCGCGAGCGCCGCAACGCCAAGAAGGCCGAGGUUGCCGUUGUCGUCCCCGUUGUGGAUGCCUCCGCCUCCAAAAAGAAGGCUGACCUCCAGAAGUAAGCUCUAAAAAAGCUCCCUUCUCAAAUCCGCCCCCCCUUUUCCCUUCUUGUGUGUGAGUGUGUGCCACAUUCCGCGCGCGUCCAUCCCCACCCCUCCCGUGGACUGCGCGUGUCCAUGUGCACGCGCGCGCAUUCUUGAUCUGUGACCGAGCGAUGCUUGUAUUGUCUGUGUGUGUGUGUAUUUCGCGCUCUCUCCCCCGUUUGUGUGUUUUGUGC
Messenger RNA from Fonticula alba, 965 nucleotides. Its product is annotated as 50S ribosomal protein L19e. Gene Ontology annotation, biological process: translation. Gene Ontology annotation, cellular component: cytosolic large ribosomal subunit; ribosome. The coding region runs from base 85 to 750 and encodes 221 amino acids. Lineage: Eukaryota; Rotosphaerida; Fonticulaceae. The transcript is spliced from 2 exons. The record is from RefSeq and is a predicted model, not a curated record. Gene Ontology annotation, molecular function: structural constituent of ribosome; RNA binding.